Notolabrus celidotus (New Zealand spotty) is the source of this 791-nucleotide messenger RNA. RefSeq names its product cornifelin-like. The record is from RefSeq and is a predicted model, not a curated record. The coding region runs from base 169 to 522 and encodes 117 amino acids. Gene Ontology annotation, cellular component: cornified envelope. The transcript is spliced from 4 exons. Lineage: Eukaryota; Metazoa; Chordata; Actinopteri; Labriformes; Labridae.
CAUCCUCAGAAGCAGCAGUUUGUUGCCAAACCAGCGUUUCACGGCUCGAGUACGUCACAGCUUCCUGUGUGGUGUUCAUUUUGUCAGUUCGAUCAGGAGGAGAGCAGACUGAGAGACACUUCUGGAAGCUCAAUAAAAAACAGCUCUAUCUAGAUCCAGUAAUCCAAAAUGUCAAACCCAGUGGUCACCAAUCAACCAGGUGCAGGAGGCUAUGGAACAAAUGUGCAAACAGGAGAGUGGAGCACGGGUCUGUGCUCCUGCUGCAGUGACAUUUUAGUCUGUGCUAUUGGUUGCAUCUGUCCAGUUGUAUUGGGCUGCUACACAGCAAACAAGUAUGGAGAAAGCUGCUGCUUGGGCUGUUUGCCAGGAGGCUUAACUGCCAUGAGGACUCAUAUGAGACUGACCUAUGGUAUCCAGGGAACAAUACUCAAUGAUGCCCUGAUGACCUUUUGCUGCGGACUUUGUGAGACAUGCAGGAUGGCAAGAGAAAUUCGCAUCAGGAGUGGAGAAAUGUCACUGUAACAAGACUUCUGACUAACUAUAUACAGUGAUCAGUGCAUUAAUGAUUCAUUUUACUCCUGUCAAAAGCAUGUCUUCCAAGCAGACAACAAAAAUAUGCAUUGAAGAAAUCAUGCAUCUUAAGUAAUUGUUGGUAAAGCUUUAUGUUUGUAUCUGUGUCAAAAAAUGCUCAUACUGAUCUGCAAUAUUGUAAAUAAAUUACACUGUUCAACCAAUAACUUUGAAUCAAGAACCACUGUGUACAAUAUUUUCAAUAAAUAUAUAUUCACAUA